This is a messenger RNA of Zingiber officinale, 2063 nucleotides long. Its product is annotated as BTB/POZ domain-containing protein POB1-like. Gene Ontology annotation, molecular function: protein binding. Gene Ontology annotation, cellular component: nucleus. The coding region runs from base 195 to 1832 and encodes 545 amino acids. Gene Ontology annotation, biological process: response to red light. The record is from RefSeq and is a predicted model, not a curated record. The transcript has 6 exons. NCBI's taxonomy places the organism in Eukaryota, Viridiplantae, Streptophyta, Magnoliopsida, Zingiberales, Zingiberaceae.
UUAAAGCCUUCUUUUCCAUUCCAUUGUGUCGGCGUUGAAAUCCCUCGAUCGCUCCUCUCUUCUCUCUCUCCCCCGUCGUCGUCGCCGUCGUCGGGCCGCCGCCCCCGCUGCCGCUUAUCCAUCGGGAAGCAGGAAGCAUCAUAUCGUUUUGGGAUCGGCGUUGAGGAGUGUCCGGGGCCGAUGCGUGGCGUCGAAUGAGAGAAGCGAGAGGACUCGCUGAUAUCCUUGACCGUCGAGGGCCGGCGACUGGGACGAUAAUGGAUCCUGAACCCUCCCACUCCUCUGCGGAUCACAACUUCGAGUUCGCUUUCAAUUCCAGCAACUUCUCCGACCGAGUCCUCCGGAUCGAGGUCAUGGCGGAGCCGCCGGAUGCCGGUUCCAGCCAUCGCAAGCGCAGGAGGGAUGACGGACCCAAGGAAAAAGCACCAGAAUUUUCAAAAUACUGUUUGGAACUUGUAUCAAAUUGCCAGCCUGACACCCAAGAAUGUGAAGAAUAUGAGAACCAUGAUGAAGAUGAUGAACCAACCUUUGAAGAAUCUGCACCAGGUGAUGAUUCAGAAAAUAAUGAUUCCUCAAGCAUGGGAUCUCCACGGAUUCUCAGAGUUAAAUCUAUUUAUAUUAGUUCUGCUAUACUUGCUGCUAAAAGCCCAUUCUUCUAUAAGCUUUUUUCGAAUGGCAUGAAAGAAUCUGAUCUGCGACAUGCGACACUAAGAAUCAAUGAAUCAGAGGAAGCUGCUCUCAUGGAGCUCUUGAGUUUUAUGUACAGUGGAAAGCUGUCGACUACUUCUCCAACACUUCUUUUGGAUGUGCUAAUGGCUGCUGAUAAGUUUGAGGUUGUUUCAUGCAUGCGGCACUGUAGUCAGUUACUUAGAAGCUUGCCCAUGACAACAGAAUCUGCAUUGUUGUAUCUGGAUCUACCUUGCAGUGUUUCGAUGGCUUCCGCUGUCCAACCUUUGACUGAUGCUGCUAAAGAUUUCCUUGCCAAUAGUUAUAAGGACAUUAACAAGUUCCAAGAUGAAAUGAUGAGUCUUCCCCUUUCUGGCAUUGAGGCUAUUCUUUCUAGUGAUGACCUCCAAGUGGCAUCAGAAGAUGCUAUAUAUGACUUUGUUCUCAAGUGGGCACGCACACAGUACACAGUGUUGGAAGAACGACGUGAAAUCUUGAGUUCUCGCCUGCUUCACCAUAUCCGUUUUUCUCAUAUGACUUGCAGGAAACUCAGAAAAGUCCUCACAUGCAACGACCUGGAUCACGACCUUGCUUCCAAAUUAGUAACUGAAGCACUCUUCUUCAAGGCCGAGGCUCCUCACAGGCAGCGGGCCCUUGCUGCUGACGAGUUAAACCACAAGCGUUUUGUGGAGAGGGCUUACAAGUAUCGCCCACUGAAGGUGGUGGAAUUUGAUAAGCCCCACCCUCAAUGCAUUGUCUACCUGGAUCUCAAGAGGGAGGAGUGCGCCAAACUGUUUCCAUCAGGAAGGGUCUACUCUCAGGCAUUCCAUUUGGGUGGCCAGGGCUUCUUCCUCUCAGCUCAUUGCAACUUGGAUCAGCAGAGUUCAUUCCACUGCUUUGGCCUUUUCCUAGGGAUGCAAGAGAAAGGCUCCAUCAGCUUCACAGUAGAAUAUGAGUUCGCUGCAAGAACUAACCCAUCUGGAGAAUUUGUGAGCAAGUACAAAGGCUUCUACACUUUUACCGGCGGGAAGGCAGUGGGCUACCGGAACUUAUUUGGCAUACAGUGGAGUUCUUUCAUCGCCGAAGAUAGCCCCUACUUCAUCAACGGCACCCUACACUUGAGAGCUGAAUUGACCAUCAAACAGCCUCAACCACCUUUGCAAUGAUCGAAUGUUAGGGUUGAGUGAAGUUCAUGUAAAGCUGUCAAUCUUACUGUACUCGUUAAAACUCUGCAUGAAGAAGUUAUGGUUUUAUGUUAACAGUUGUGUUAGAGGAAUCUUGAAAGUCCUCUUGAUCUUGUCAUGCUGCUCCUAUUCGGUUUACAACCUUGGAACAAUUGCUGGAUGGAUGUCAUUUUAAUUUCGAACCACUGCAUAAUUCACAAUCUAUUUAGUUCA